Coccinella septempunctata (seven-spotted ladybird) is the source of this 619-nucleotide messenger RNA. Its product is annotated as protein no-on-transient A-like. The transcript is spliced from 2 exons. NCBI's taxonomy places the organism in Eukaryota, Metazoa, Arthropoda, Insecta, Coleoptera, Coccinellidae. The record is from RefSeq and is a predicted model, not a curated record. Bases 62 to 619 code for a protein of 185 amino acids.
AGAACGAUGGUUUUCGAUUCACAGCAAGAGUAAGAGACUUGAGAGUAGUUGUGUUAUAGAGAUGGUUAUACAGAAGGUAACCACUACCUUCUUGGUGACCCUUGUUGUCAUAUAUUCCACGGAAUGUCAAGAACUUGCUCAAGAUCCCCCCCAAAAAAACCUGAUGCUCAAGGCCCUCCAACCACCCCCCUUAACAGUACCCGAUGAACUCAAAGACGUCUCUGGCGUAAGACAGAAAAGGUGCAAUGGUGGAGGGUGUGGAGGUUGUGGAGGAGGUGGCGGAUGCUACUCGAAUCCAGCGCCCUCUAAGACCUACAACGUUCAAAUCACGGUGAAGAAACAACAACAACCCCAGAGGAUGGUAUACCAUCCUGCCCCAUCAUACCAUCCUGCCCCAUCCUAUGCUGUUGUUCCAGUUGCUGUUGUGCCCGUCCAGAGUUACACCGUCGCCAGGCCAACUCAGUGCUGCGGAGGAGGUGGUGGAGGAUACGGUGGUGGAGGAGGCUAUGGUGGUGGAGGAGGCUAUGGAGGUGGUGGAGGCUACGGAGGUGGUGGGGGCUACGGAGGUGGUGGAGGCUACGGAGGUGGUGGAGGAGGAAAGAAAUGGAAAGGAAAAUAA